ACCAAGAGGAAGAGUGCUCGAAUGUGAGGAUAGUGUGCUAUUGUUGAAACCAGAGUGUUCCUGUUUCCCUCUCUGUUUCUCCUACAAUCCUGGUGAACUUGCAAAUAUUACGCGCGACUCGACAAAUCGGCAAACGAGGGGAAAGAAAGAAAAACAAGUUGAACAAGACACGAUCGAGAUAUCGGAUGGAAAAGUGAGAACCGUUCGUGACAAGUGCAGUCAGCUACCCCCGGCUUCAAGGUCGUGGAAUGACACAUAAGAUUACCUCGAGCGACGAGCAGGCGCAAGAACGCGGGUGACAGAGGCGGUGUGAUGAGCGGAUAUCUCGGUAGCGUCACCCUGCCCCCGACGUUGCUGCACGACCCCAAGUAUCCUCCAGCCAUGCGGGAGAAGGACUCGAGUCCGAGGAAAAUGCCGGGGCACAUCAGCCCGAAGCAAGCCAGCAUAUACCCGCUGAGCGUUCGCGUACCGGACGUCGAGGAGUUGCCCUACGACUUGAGCCACGGACACGGCCGUGGGCUAUCGAGUCCUACGAAUCAACAGCAACAUCAGCAACAACCCCACAUGAGUCCCGCGGCCAGGCCGCCCCAACCGCACCACCAUCAGGACGAUCUCGACUGCGAGCCGCUCGAUCUCCGCGUCGAUCGAAAGAAGGAGAGGCUCAGAGACGAAAAUCAGAACGAGAUAGAGGUCCUUAAUCGGAACAGCCUCGGCGGUAGUCUUCCUUACCACACGGUACUGUUUCCUCAACACCACGCGGUCCAUCCGUUGGUCCUCGAAGCCAUGUAUCGGUCGCACCAUCAUGGCUCACCGGUUCCAGACUUGCCUAAAAUUCAAGUCAGAGCUUUGCCCACCAUGGUGCCGUUGCCUCCCAAUAGAUUUUCCUCGACAACUUCGACCACCUCGUCUUCCUCCUCUUCGCAGGCCGCCGCGAGAAUACCGAGUCCCGCGAGCGGCCAACAGCAGCAACAGCAGCAGCAGCAGCAGCAGCAACAGAGCCAUCCGUGUCAACAGCAACAGCAACAGCAGAGUCAUCCGAGUCAGCAGCAACAGCAGCAACAACAACAACAAAGUCAUCCGAGUCAGCAGCAGCAGCAAACCUCUUCCAGUCUUCCACCAUACUCGAUCGGCGUUCAAGCUGGUCUGAAACCAAAAGACAGAUACUCGUGCAAGUUUUGUGGCAAAGUGUUUCCUAGAUCGGCGAACCUGACGCGACACCUGAGAACGCACACCGGCGAACAACCGUACAAGUGUAAAUACUGCGAGAGGAGCUUCAGCAUAUCCAGCAAUCUUCAGCGCCAUGUGCGGAAUAUCCACAACAAGGAGAAACCGUUCAAGUGUCCGUUGUGCGAACGGUGUUUCGGGCAACAAACCAACUUGGACAGACACCUGAAGAAACACGACGCGGACGGACCGACGAUACUGGACGAGGUCAGAUCGAGGUACCACGGUCAGCUACCGAGAGCGGACGAGUCUUAUUUCGAGGAGAUUCGCAGUUUCAUGGGUAAAAUCACCUCGCAGAGACAGGGAAUACCUUAUUUCUCCGGGCUGUUGGGUCACGGGCCGGACGACUUCAGGACCGACAAACAACAACUUCAGCUCGAAGAGAAGAGGGGUGACUCUUCGUACUUCAGCGAUCGAGAUAAUCUUAGCUCUAGGUCGAGCAGCACCGCCAGCAGACCCGAGAGCGUCCAGGAGGAACAAAGAGAGAUCAAUUCGCCACCCCUGUCGCCUGGGAAUAACACCUGAAGCAAACAACACGAUCGUGCGUCCGAGCGAAACUCGCCGGACGCGCGGUUAGUUUAGAGGUCGAAAUGUCCCUGCGAGUCGCUACGAUUUUAUAGCGAUCGAAACGUUCACGGAUUCGAUAUGUAUGGAUUUACUCCGGCGAGAAGGGCCAAACAACGCGUCGCACCCCGUUCGGUUAGACUGAUCCGCUCGAAAUGUGGCGGUAAGAUUAGACUCGCGCGAUUACGGAUGCCGGUGCACGUGUAAAUUACGGUGUCGACGAACCAACCUAUGUAUACCCUGUAUACGGGACUAUCGCGUUCUUCGUACAAUUAUCCUAUACAAUUUCAUAACUUUAAAAUCAAGCUUCGUCGCGAUCAAUUUAUUCAAUUAUUUCGCACGAGAUCUACAUACGUAUAUUCGCUGCGAAUAUCGAUGGAGAAAAAAAAUCCUAUGCGUCGUUGAAAGACCAACAGGUGCCUUAAACGAGA
Colletes gigas is the source of this 2219-nucleotide messenger RNA. RefSeq names its product transcription factor hamlet-like. Gene Ontology annotation, biological process: regulation of gene expression. The coding region runs from base 313 to 1749 and encodes 478 amino acids. The transcript has 2 exons. Gene Ontology annotation, cellular component: nucleus. The record is from RefSeq and is a predicted model, not a curated record. Lineage: Eukaryota; Metazoa; Arthropoda; Insecta; Hymenoptera; Colletidae.